Messenger RNA from Daphnia magna, 3138 nucleotides. Its product is annotated as T-box transcription factor TBX20. Gene Ontology annotation, cellular component: nucleus. The transcript is spliced from 6 exons. The coding region runs from base 411 to 2579 and encodes 722 amino acids. Gene Ontology annotation, molecular function: RNA polymerase II cis-regulatory region sequence-specific DNA binding; DNA-binding transcription factor activity, RNA polymerase II-specific. The record is from RefSeq and is a predicted model, not a curated record. Lineage: Eukaryota; Metazoa; Arthropoda; Branchiopoda; Diplostraca; Daphniidae. Gene Ontology annotation, biological process: regulation of transcription by RNA polymerase II; heart development; positive regulation of DNA-templated transcription.
UUCUCUCCGUGCGAACCUACCUAUUUUCAAAGGCUCCCGGACUGGUCCCGCGGACGGCCCAAGCUCAGCAGUCUCGGCUGUCGCAGUAGCCGUGUCAGUUCUGCACGUCGUUCAAUCCCGUUGCCCGGUUGUUCGUUCUCUUUCGCUCCGGUUUUAAUUGUUUCCCGUUGAUUCCUUUCAAGCAAAAGUUGUGUCGCAAUUUUCGGGAAAAAAAAGAAAAGGAAAAUUGGAAUCUUCGCUAGAAAUUUGCAUAAAUUGCUGGCAGGUUUGACGGUUAUUCAGCCGUCGUCGCGUGUUAGUCCACCGUUAUUGCCUGUGAGACUUCCUCCAGCCGAAUUUCAAUAGAAGACAAAACGAUUAACGAUUCAAAUAAGAAACAAGGAGAAUCUUCGUAUUUAAACCGCAACGACAUGUUGCCAGUGAGUGCCAACGACGACGUUGGCGGCAGUGCCAUUCAGCAACAGCAACAGCAGUUCAUGAACGGCCAACAUUCGAGGGCAAAGGGUAAUUUCUCAAUUGCCGCCAUUAUGGGCCAUCACAUGACUCACGAAUCGCGUCCGUUCGCCAUGGAAAAGCUCUCCCCAUCGCCACCGCGAAGCAUCCGCCGUUCGUCUGUUGAUCCAUCGCCAGAUUCGGACAGGGCCAUGAAAGAGGACGCGGUCGAGGACGAGGACGGUGAGUCUUCGUUGACGGAUCACGAGAUCGACGUCGAGGACAUUGAUGAGGCCGACGAUGGUCAUCAUGUGACGGUAAAAAAUGGUGGCGCCCUUCUACAUCGUCAUCGUCAACAGCAGGGGAGUCAUGCGACCAUCCGAUCGUUCAAAGAGGAAGAAGAUGACGACGAAGAUGAAGUGUUAGAUAAAGACGAGAUCAUCGACGAUGAUGACGUUGGAGGUCCACCUCUUGGCGCAGUCAAGUCGAGGAAAAAGUCCGGCAAGAAAUCGGGCAAAUCGGGUGGAAGCGGUUCUGGCGGAUCGUCGUCCAGUUCAAAUCCACAAGUGAAACCCAAGUGCAACUGCGAGCAGCUGCAGCACGUCGAUUGCCACCUGGAGACCAAAGAAUUGUGGGACAAAUUCAACGAGCUGGGCACCGAAAUGAUCAUCACCAAAACCGGCAGGCGAAUGUUCCCGACCGUACGCAUCACAUUCUCCGGGGCGGUCCUGAUGGCGGAAAGCUCACAACUUCAGCAACAACAACAACGUACGACGGCCGAUUUGCUAAUGACUCAUCCGCAUCAUCCGUUGGCCUAUCACCAUCAUCAUAUGCAGCAACAGCAGCUCACGGCGUCACAACAGCAUUUGCAUAUACAGCAUCAGCAGGUCGGCCAUCCGCAGAGUCGGGUGCGCUACUUCGUUCUGCUGGACGUUGUGCCAGUGGAUAGCAAACGCUAUCGUUACGCCUACCAUCGCUCUUCAUGGCUAGUGGCCGGCAAAGCCGACCCACCGGCACCGGCCCGUCUCUACACUCAUCCUGACUCGCCUUUCACUCCCGACCAGCUACGUAAGCAAGUGAUCUCCUUCGAGAAAGUCAAACUGACCAACAACGAAAUGGACAAACAAGGACAGAUUGUCUUGAAUUCGAUGCAUCGUUACCAGCCGCGAGUGCAUCUCGUCAGACGGAUGGAAGGUGACACGACUCGGCCAAUCGUCGACUUGGAGCGCGAACAAUUCCGCACGUACGUUUUCCCGGAGACGGUGUUCACCGCCGUGACAGCCUAUCAGAACCAAUUGAUAACCAAGCUGAAGAUUGACAGCAACCCGUUCGCCAAAGGCUUUCGCGAUUCUUCAAGACUUAGCGACUUUGACCGGGACGGAAUGGACGGCAUGGCGGACUACAUCCGAGCGCCGUCGCGAAUGUUCCCCGACGUGUCCGAUUUCGAAGCGGCUGGAUUUUUGAACAGCGAGAAAAUGCGCAGUCUCGGCCUGCAUCACGCGCACAAUCAGCACCCGUUUGGAGCGUCCAUUCACCCGCAAAAUUCGAACAAUCCUCGCCUACCGCCAAUGCCACUGGCCACCAUCCAGCAGCAUUUGUUCGCCAUCCAGCAACGCACCAACGGCUACCCUAUCAUGCCGUCGCCUUCUUCCGCCGUAUCGCCAAACGGGGGCGGAAGUAACAACCAAUUAUUGCCCAUGCCGUUCCCGCAUCAUUUGCUAUCGCAAUGGACGCUGGCCGCAGCCGCUGGAUUCGGUUUCAAUCAGCUGGGAUUGUUCGGACUGGGCGGAUUACCAAGCGCCGGACUGACAGGUCUACAGCAACCGAGCGUGAAUCCUAGUUCGUCAGUAUCACCUCCUCACUCGACACGACAGCCGAGCCCGAUGGCAACGCCGCCGUCGGUUACGGCCACUGUCACCGGUUCUGUCGCUCACCUGCCUUGCCUGUCUGGCGAGAGGAGCGAUCCGCUGACCGUUGCGAAGGGCCACAAUUCAUCGCAUCGCCAACACCACCGAUUCAGUCCCUAUCCGGCCAUCAACAUGACUAGCAGCAAGAUGAUAACGCAUGGCAACGGUGUGAACCACACGGAUGACCCGUCGGAUCGUUCACCUGCCUCGGCCGGUUCUAAACUGACUUUUGAGAAGUGAAAGGGGCGAGAGGGGAUAUGCAACAUUACAGAUGCACACCUGCAUCAGUGUAUUGUAUCGCAGAUGAAUAAACAAAAGGUGGACAUUUUAUACAGUAACGUGGCAUGACAGCACGUCGUUUGCUGAUCAUCUUCGGACCGGCUUUGCUCGGCUUUUUUUUUUAUUUCUGUGACUCGUUGUUUUUAUUUAUUUUUUAUUUUCUUACCAUUUUCUUGUAUUGGCAUAUUCUUAUACCCUCUAUAUGACUUUAGUGUUCAUUGUUUGUUUGUUUGUUUGGUUUUUUUUUUUUUUCGUUUUGGUUUUGCAAGUUGGACCGCUCCCUGUUGACGCGUAUAUACACAGUCUAAGUUGAAAAUAGAGUAUUUUGUCGUGGCAUUUUUUUUUUUUUUAAAUCUUGUUUGUUGGUUGGAUUUCUAUAACGUCGUGCUUCCCCACUCCAGUCCCUCACCUUUUUGCUUCCCUUUUUUUUUUUCGUUAGUCUUCCUCGAUCUGUUUUUGGCUUUUUUACCUGCAACGCUGUACAGUCCUUAAAUACUUUAUAUACACUGAAUGGACCGUC